Orbicella faveolata is the source of this 2301-nucleotide messenger RNA. RefSeq lists its product as uncharacterized. Gene Ontology annotation, biological process: protein ubiquitination. Lineage: Eukaryota; Metazoa; Cnidaria; Anthozoa; Scleractinia; Merulinidae. Gene Ontology annotation, molecular function: zinc ion binding; ubiquitin-protein transferase activity. The record is from RefSeq and is a predicted model, not a curated record.
UACGGUCCUUACGAACCUAUACUUUUUGUACUCCUUGCGAACCUAUUAUUUUUAUGACCGAGUGUUCUAAAAUUAGUUCCAUUGUUCUGAUUGGUUAGCUCGAUGCUAAAAAUACCUUAUCCAAUCAACGAAAUUAUUGCACCACAGCAAGAAACCCAAAAUGGCGGAAGAAGUAGUCUUUAUAAGCGGUUUUGGAGAUGCAAGAAGUUAUUCUGUCUACUGGGUUUUUGGGAAGCUCAAACGCGUUAAAAGAAGAAAAACAUGGGCUGGAAGGAGAAUGGAAAAUAUGGCGUCUCCACUGGCAGAACUGUUCGCUCACCUUUUGCAAAUGCCGGUGGGUUUUCGAGCAGUGUUCCUGGGCGCGAGACGGAGUAUUUACUCAAGUUUACAAGGGGUACAGAAAAUUUGUCUAGCACUGAAUUGGACGAAUUCCUAGCGGCGAACGAUAUCCAUGAUGGCCUUGGAGAUUUCUCCGAGUCGUCAACGCGACAACUGACAGCUGGAAGCAGUGUCCAUCUUUCAAGUAUUUCUUACUCGCUGAAGAAACGAAAACGGUGGAGGUUGCCAGACCUCGACAGAACUGGCUUAGAGCUGAAAGAUUCCGCGGACAGGCCAAGCGUGACCUUCAUCCAUCGUCGAGUGCAAAAGAAACUCGGUGCAGAUUGCAUCGCAAUCGAGAAAACCAAAGAAAAUGAAGUCUUUACGCCCCGAGAGCGCAAGUACACUCGAGUACAAGAUCUCCUGAAGAGGUGUGAUACAAGCGAGGUGGAACCAGAGGUGGGAUACGAGAUUUCUUACCGAUAUCCAGCGAACGAAUAUCCCGAGUGUGGCGAGGGUCAUGGUCAUCGAUAUCGCUGGUCGUUUCAGUGGUCUCUCUCCAACCCGCGCAAAUCUCGAUUUAAGAACAAUACCUACACUGUACAGGCAGACAGUCAUGCACUGUACUUUUUCCACCCAGAUACAUGUGAUGAAACUGCUCUGAAACAUUGCUGCCAUGUUUUCUGUAAUGAAUGCUGGGAAGUCUACCUUAAGACGCAGAUCAGCCUUGGGAACACUGACCUAAAAUGUCCAGGAUACAAGUGUGAUGUCUGCAUUGAUGAUGUCACCAUUUUGGCUUUAGUACCUUCCUGGUAUAACAAAUUCCUGUCACAAAAAAUCGACAAAGCUCUAGAUACCAGUCCAAAAUUAAGGUGGUGCCCAUCUACAAAGUGUGGACGAGUGCUUAAGGUAGCUGUGUCAGGUGCCAUGGCCAACUUAAGGAACAGUCCGAUGCCAGUGGCUUGUGACUGUGGUAAAGUUUGGUGCUUCCAGUGUGGCAGACAGGCACAUUGGCCAGCACCAUGUUCUGCUGAUGAGAAAUUUCAGGAAGUCACCAAACGAUUCUUGGAUGAAAUGGAAUUGAAUGAAGAUGACCUGAUAACCUCAGUCAUGGUCCGAAAUUGCCCUCACUGCCAUUAUCCAAUUGAAAAGCAUCUGGGAUGCAAUUUCAUGUACUGCAUCAUGUGUCAGACGUCGUUCUGCUGGGAGUGCUUGGUGCCCAUGAGCAAGCACAAGGAUGGCUGUCAGCGACACGAGCAGUCCAAGGAAGUCGAGUUAGAACUAGCCAGCUCAAGUGCCAAUCGCUUUGCAAAGUACUUUUCUCUAUACUGCAACAGCAAGAAAGCUCGUUCCGGCAUAGCUUUGUCUCAUCAAAUACAGAGGCUGCGAACUGUGGAUAAAAGCAUAACAUGUUAUAAGAGUAUCCGCUCAACUCAUGGUUACUCUGAUGAAGUGAUGGAGAAUGUGCUUCAAAGCGGUUGUUCUGAGAUCCUCAGGAGUGCUGCAGAGUUUAAGUAUUAUGCACACUUAACACUUGAGGGUGCAGCAAAGAUGGCCACUGUGUCAAAAUCCACAUGCAGAAGCUUGAAACAAGACAUGGAACGGUUACAGUUUAUUAUGGAGAAAGUAGAAGAAUUAGCCAGAUCUGACAUCACACAGCUUUUACGUCAGAAACGCUUGAGUAAAUUGUCUGCCUUCCUGAAUUGUGGGAAGAACUGUGUCUUCACAAUUGGACAGGUCCUUGCCAGUAGGCAUUAAAAACGUACAUUACUGUAAUGGUUACAGUAUAUGUAAAUUGCACAGGUAAAUUGCAGGCACGUGUGCAAUGAAUUAAACAUAUAUUUUGCCAGUCAGUGAGUUUCUAAUCAGCAAUUAGAUUAUGAACUCAAGAUUUCUACCAUGUAAAUACUGUUUAAAGACACUUUGAAAACACAAAAAAAUGGCCACAAGUUUGUUAACAACUGCAUUCACUGUUAACUCACU